Molecule: messenger RNA, 800 nt
Organism: Drosophila willistoni
Lineage: Eukaryota; Metazoa; Arthropoda; Insecta; Diptera; Drosophilidae
Product: thialysine N-epsilon-acetyltransferase
Exons: 3
Coding region: 233-733 (166 amino acids)
Molecular function (GO): N-acetyltransferase activity
Source: RefSeq, a predicted model, not a curated record
AAUACUAAUUCGGUGUGUCAUUUAAUGGAGGUAUUUUCUCAAAAUGGGGAUUUGUUUAAAAGUGCAGAUCCAGACCCCCCCUGGAUCCGACCCUGUUUUAACUUUAACAUUAGAUUGAUUAGCUUAUCUGUUAUCGAGGCGUCUAUGUUGUUACUACCUCGACUUAUUUGUAAUAACUGAUAAAAGGCUGUGAUCGCUAAGUAGAACACAUCAAAAUAAAUAAAUCUUAAUAAUGCUGAACGUUCGACGUGCUAAAAAAGAGGAUAUUGGCCAUGUUAGAGAUAUGAUCCAAGAACUGGCAGAUUUUGAGAAUAUGAGCGACGGCCCAAGGCUGAGUGAAUCUGAUCUUAUACGAGAUGCAGGACUAGAUGGUGGACCCGAAUACUGUGAGAUUUAUGUACUUACAAAGGAGAACGUAUCGACUGAGUACAUUGGCUAUGCGAUCUGUUUUAAAUCAUAUUCCACUUGGAACGGGCGCUGCUUCUUUCUUGAAGAUAUAUAUGUAAGACCACAACAUCGACAGCUAGGAGCUGGAAAGCAUCUUUUUCUUGCUGUUGCCGCUCGAGCUAAGGAAUUGAACUGCUCACGUCUCGAUUUCCAUGUGCUGGAAUGGAAUCCAGCAAGAAAAUUCUACGAAAAUUUAGGUGCAAAAGAUUUGACUGUCAGCGAAAAAUGGUAUUUAUAUCGCCUAGAAGGCGAUAACCUGACAAAUCUGGCCAACAAAUACUCAUAAUAUUCUUUUUUAUGUUACGCUUUAUUUGUCUGUGUGUAUCAUUUGUUAUAAAUAAUUUGCUAGAAUA